Molecule: messenger RNA, 4222 nt
Organism: Carya illinoinensis
Lineage: Eukaryota; Viridiplantae; Streptophyta; Magnoliopsida; Fagales; Juglandaceae
Exons: 2
Coding region: 1334-2251 (305 amino acids)
Source: RefSeq, a predicted model, not a curated record
GGAUUUGAUUCAGCAGCUGCACCAAUUUGUUGAUGAGCUAUGGUAGCCGCAGAAAGGGCAUCUUGAUAGCAGUUUGAGCCAUUAGCUCCUUUUUGUACCCCGCCCAAUUUUGGCGGUGGAUAUAAAAGUUUCUAUGAACAUUUUCUUUGAGAAAAUGUAGGGUCCUGGCUAGCGUCGCUGUGGUCCAAAAACCUUGUGUUUUUGGCUCAAAUGGAUCUGCCCCGAAGUUCAGAAAGAAGGGAAAAAAAAAAAAAUCGUCCGGGUUAUCUUGAGCAUACUCUCUUAUAUCAUCCUCGUUUACUUGUUAGAUUAUGGUUUAGUUUCACCAGGUGACAUUUCCCUUCCCUCUCGUUUCGUUAAAGAAGCAACAAAAUCCUCUCCUUUUCAAGCCAGCGGUACCGUCGGCUUUUUUCUGACUCUGUCGAGGAGUAGGGUACCGCCAAGGUAUCGCAUAAACUUUACCAAGGAUCCACCAACUCAGUUUUUUCAAGCUUUCCUAAACAGAUGCAAACCUCUCUUCUCAAUCGUCGAAAAUAAAGAGAGUAAUCAACGCCCAAUAAAUCUCUCGGCCCAUGUGCAAAUAUUUGAAGCUACGCACGUUCUUGAAAUAACGUGAUGUAUCAACUAACCUCAGGAUAAAAUUUGACUUGGUGGUUUUCUGAUUUCUUCGAUUAGACUACGCUUCUUGCAGGGCAGCUAGUUGGCAAAUGCAAAACGAGUGCAAUUAUUCCUGCCUAGUCACUAAUGUAAGAAGACUAAUUACUAAGCUUCAAAUAAAUCUCUAAGCCAAAAGAUGGAGUGUGACUGUGCACAGGAUAAGUUGUCAAAUUCAAUGGGAGUUUAGGUUCAUAAAUCCUUAAGUGCAUUAGAAUUAGGAUGUCAUUCAUGGCCAAGAUUUUGAGUUUUUAUGCAAUUUAGAGACCUUAUAGUGAAAAGAGCCAUUGAAGGAAAGUUCAUUAAAGCACUAGGAGGCUACUAGAGUGUUCUUAGCUGUCACUUGGAAAUACAUCUGGACUCUGCAGAGGAAGUCUGGAAGCUGCCACAAGCACUUGUAUCGGUUAUAGUCACACAAAAGAAGAGAUUUAAAAGACGAGCAUGCAAACACUGAAAGGGGAUUAGGAUUAAAAACAAGUUGUGGGCCGGAGUUCUUUUGACAUGUCCUGUCAGAGCGGGCAACCUCGUAUGGAUGGCUCAGGGAACUGCUCUGCUACACACGCUCCCAAUUUUGACCAUACCCAAUGAAGAUCCUGUUUGCCACAUCUUGCCGUGAAUGACCCUUCUCAGGAUAUAUAAUUGAGUGAUCCAUCCCCAUACUCCCUUGCAUUCGUAAGUUAUGCCAACAACCAUUGCAUUUGCUUCCAUUCUUUUUGCAUUUUCCCGCCUUCUUCCACAAACACAAAUUUUCAUGAUGGCCUCGGUUAGCCUCGAGGAGCUUCAUCAUUACCACAAAAUUGAUAGGGAUGUAUUCUCUCGACUGGUUAUACAAUUUAAGCGCGACCCUGCAGAAUCCUUACUUGUCAUGGCUGUUUGGCUGUGGCUUGAAGAGAAGGGUUACCCGAACAUUGUAGUAAAAAUGGUUGGGUUGCCUGAUGCUGUUGUGAGUGCAUUAGCAAAUGAAGCUGUUUUAUGUUUGAAGUGUCUAGAAUCCAAGACUCCUCUUGUAGCACCAGGUGGUGGAAUUCCCCUGACUGCAAGACUUAUGGAAAGGGACAUUUCUUUGCAAAUGUUCAACCACAACAGAUUCAGCGCAAUCAGCGGGAUAAAGAGUUUUCUUAACAGUGUUUGUUGUCAUAUUUUCAACGAUAUUCUACAACGUGCUCUGGAUGGCUGUUCCCAAGUAAUUUUGAACGAGCCUCUUGUGGUUCCUAGUUCUGCACACCCAUUAUUUGGUGCCAUAACUGUAGUACCAAAACCAAUGGGUAGUGAUUUUUCUAUUGGAGGAUUAUGGGAUUGGCAACCAACUGAUGGUGUUACAGAGGAUGAUAGGACAAUGUUUCUGACUUUCUCGCGGGGCUUUCCCGUGCUGGAAGAGGAAGUGAAGGAGCAUUUUACAGAACUAUAUGGGGAUUGUGUGGAGAGUGUCCAAAUGGAGAUCGUCCCUUCCAAUGAGCAACCCUUGUAUGCUAGAAUGGUUUUGCAUUCUGUUACUUUUGUUGAUCGGAUUUUGAAUGGGAAACGCAUAUCCAAAUUUCGGGUCAAUGGCAAACACAUAUGGGCUCGGAAGUAUGAACGCCGAGAAUUGAUCAUCUAAGAGAUCAGCCUGGUUCGAGAACUUUUAAUUUUCCUUUUCUUUCUUUGCAAUUCGCAUCUGUAAUAAACUAUGGUCCUGGGAUGGUGGGGUUUGGAUAUCCUUCUUGAAUGGGCUUUUGCCUUUCCUAUUUUUUGGGCCCAGAAUGGACUUCCGUCAGUGUAGGUUUUUCUAUAAGAUCCCACAUAGGUAGAGACAUCAUAAUUCGAGUUGCAAAUAUGGAAUUUUGGGUUUCUAAAUUCAACUCUUUUGAAGCGUUAAUAUUUCAGAAACAAACGCUAAGAACAGCACGAGCAAGUAUGGCAAUCGAAGAUUUGCUGGAAAAACAUAUUUGUUAGCUGUCAAAUAAAAAGAAGGUGGCGUUGUACCGCAACUAGCCGUGGAACUUGACACAUUCACGAAUGAAUUCGAUCCAGACGGAAAUCAUGCACGUGAUUGGAAUCGGCACAUCGAGCAUGACACAUCCGGUUGCAGCAAAGAGUCUUAACAACAUCGGCAUUGACCUCUUAAGUGGAAGAUACAUCAAGUUGGUCAAAAUUGAUUAUGAUGGUGGGAAUGAUCAUGUGCUUGAUGUUUCAGUGGGAUAUUCUGGGAUCCCAUUAGUGACUGUUCUCAGCCAUUUAAUAAAGAUGGCGUCUGACACAGUUCCAAGUUCUAUUUUUGUGGGCUUGACGGACUCUAACGGGGCUCUCUUGGAAAUGGAAAGCCAUCUGGUUAUUUUUUAUUUUUUAUUUUUUUUAGCCAUCUGGUUAUUGAUUGGGUCUUCACGUCGUCACUGCCAUUACCAUUGAUCCCUUCCAUCCAUCGACAAAAGGCUUGAAAAGGAUGACAAGAUUAAGACCUCAUGUAAUAUUGUUCUUCCAGUUUCCAUGGUUUUGUUCAUGGUAGUUAUUUGCGUCCUUCCAUCAGUUCUAAGAAAGCUGAAGAAGCAACUUUCAAAGGCUACUCACAACUUAAGAAAACGAAAACCUAUUGGGCAGGGGUGGAUAUGGAAGUGUGUGUAUAUAUAGAUAUAUAUAAGGGCAUCAUCUUCGAUCCUCCGAAGACCUAAUUAGCUGUUCAGAGGAGAGUGGUUGGUGGGCUGGGUCAUAUACAGUUGGCUGGCUACUUUGGAACAUGACCAAGCCCAGUGCCAUGGUGCGAGGGAGUGAAUUAAAGAGCUUUACUUCAGUAAAAAUAGUAUAAAUAUGCCAAGAAAAAGAAAGGCGUAAGUAGACAGAGCAGAACGGGUGUUGGUGAGAAAGACAAAAACCAAAAAAAAAAAAAAAAAAAAAAGUUAUGAAGCCGCCCCCCCAUGUCGAUAACUUUAUUCUAUAUACAAAGGUUGGUGACCAGUACUGAUCUAACACGUCAGAGAUUGGUCGUGGAAAAAGGGGGAAUGAUACAGUAUAUUUUAAUUUCCCAGUGCACUGUCAUGAUUUAUUUAAAUUAACGUAAAAGUUUGUUCAUUAUACCGUAAAGUCUGUACGUAACCCCUACAUCGAUCCUUGACAAAAUUACCCGGCACCCCGUGAUUGGGACCCACUGUCUUUAGUUCUUUAAUUCAUUUUUUUUUUUUUUUUAAGCAAGCGGGAACAAAUAAAAUAAUUUUUAAGUAGUUUAUCCCCACCCUUCUGCAAAUUUGAAUUUGAAUUAUAUAUAUGGAUUAUAAAAUUGUUAGGAACCUUCACCCUUCCCCCCUUAACAUCGACCAAGAAAAUAUGGGUACAUUAUCCAGCCAAUAAAAAAACAAAAUGCAUUAUUGCUUUGAUUUUAUUUAUUUAUUUGAAAUGCUAUAUCUGGUUCAGCGCAAUGUGCGCAUAUGUACUCUCUGCAAUAAUGAGUUUUUGAGUCCGUGUUAUAUCUCAGUCAAAUCAAGCUCAAAUAAUAGAUCAGGAAAGAAAAGUCUUUGUAAGGUAAGGAUAUACAAAAUGGUUUUGGUUUGGAAAUUAUUAUAGAAGCAAGCGCGCGGCCAUCAACUCAUCAUCAUCAUCA